AUGGCUGGUCUCUCGCCACGCGAGGUGAGGGAGCAGAUCCGCACGGCCAAGUGGACACGUCCGACCUCGGGCCUGUGCCUCGGCUACCAGCAAGCCAAUAUGGUGAUCAUGCCGGCCAAGUACGCAGCCGACUUUGAGGCCUUCUGCCGGGCGAACCCCGGGCCGUGCCCCCUCCUUGCUGUCGUGCCUGCCGGCGAAACGGAGAUCAAGAAGCUGGCGAAGGGAAGCGAUGUGCGAACCGACCUCCCCAGCUAUCGCGUUUUCAAGGACGGGCAAUUCGUCGAGCAGGUGUCGGACAUAAAGGCGCUGUGGCGAGAUGACCUGGUGAGCUUCUUCCUGGGCUGCAGCUUCGGCUUCGAGCGCGCGCUUCAGGAGGGCGGCAUCGAAGUGCGCAACAUCACCGAGGGCAAGAACGUCUCUAUGUACACCACCAACAUUCAGUGCACGCCCGUCGGUCCGUUCAACUGCCCGAUGGUGGUCAGCAUGCGGCCGAUCCCUGUCGACAAAGUCGAGACGGCCAUCCAGGUGACCGGCAACAUUGCGUUGGCGCACGGCCGGCCGGUCCACAUGGGCGACCCGGCGGCCAUCGGCAUUCGGGACAUCGCGCAAGUCGACUUUGGCGACGCGGUAACGAUUCGUGACGGCGAGACGCCCGUGUUCUGGGCGUGCGGCGUCACCUCGGCCCUCGCCGCCCUGUCGGCCAAGCCCGAUCUCGUCAUCACUCACGCCCCCGGUUGUAUGCUGGUCACGGAUGUGCGGGACUCGGAGCACGUCGACGACGACGAACACGCCGCGUAA
Messenger RNA from Acanthamoeba castellanii str. Neff, 798 nucleotides. RefSeq lists its product as uncharacterized. Lineage: Eukaryota; Discosea; Longamoebia; Acanthamoebidae. Gene Ontology annotation, biological process: glutamate metabolic process. The record is from RefSeq and is a predicted model, not a curated record. Gene Ontology annotation, molecular function: D-glutamate cyclase activity. The transcript is spliced from 8 exons. The coding region runs from base 1 to 798 and encodes 265 amino acids.